This is a messenger RNA of Salvelinus sp. IW2-2015, 1206 nucleotides long. RefSeq names its product leucine-rich repeat-containing protein 4B-like. The transcript is spliced from 5 exons. The record is from RefSeq and is a predicted model, not a curated record. Gene Ontology annotation, biological process: positive regulation of synapse assembly; regulation of postsynaptic density assembly; synaptic membrane adhesion. Gene Ontology annotation, molecular function: signaling receptor binding. NCBI's taxonomy places the organism in Eukaryota, Metazoa, Chordata, Actinopteri, Salmoniformes, Salmonidae. Bases 1 to 1206 code for a protein of 401 amino acids. Gene Ontology annotation, cellular component: glutamatergic synapse; plasma membrane; postsynaptic density membrane.
AUGCGGGGCGGAGGGAGGGAGGAGGCGGCGAGGGCCUCGAGGCGAGGAGGCUGUGAUACAGACGAAGACUCAAUAGAGAGGAUGAAUAUAAAGUCAGCCGAAAGGAAAAAUAUGGAUGGAUGCACAAUCGAGAGCAUCGCUGUCGGGCUGCUCCUCUCUGGGCCAGAAUUUGUAGGGGCCGCCUCCCCCUGCCCCACCCAUUGCAGCUGCUCCAAUCAGGCCAGUCGAGUCAUCUGUACGAGACAGAGUCUGGAUGGGGUGCCUGAGAGCAUAUCAGUCAACACACGAUACCUCAACCUGCAAGAGAAUUCAAUAGAGGUUAUCAAGUCAGACACCUUCAAGCACUUGAGGCACCUUGAYAUCCUGCAGCUGUCUAAGAACAAAAUCAGUCAGAUUGAGGUGGGAGCAUUCAAUGGCCUGCCCAACCUCAAUACGCUGGAGCUGUUCGACAACCGCCUCACCCUGGUCCCCUCACAGGCKUURGAGUACCUCAGCAAGCUGCGGGAGCUGUGGUUACGGAACAACCCCAUCGAGACGCUGCCGGGCUACGCCUUCCACCGCGUGCCCUCGCUGCGCCGGCUGGACCUGGGAGAGCUCAAGAAGCUGGACUACAUCUCAGACGCCGCCUUCGUGGGCCUGGUCAACCUGCGCUACCUGAACCUGGGCAUGUGUGGUCUGAAGGACAUCCCCAACCUGACGGCCCUGGUGCGUCUGGAGGAGCUGGAGCUGUCUGGGAACCGUCUGGAGAUCAUCCGAGAUCAUAUCACUACCGGCCUGGCCCUUUCCAGGGCCUGGUGGUCGCUCCCUGUGGCUGAAGGAAGGGCUGGCAGUAAACUAUCGCUGCUGCGCCGCUGCACGUCCCCAGCGCGAGGGAGGUACAUCGGGAGCGGACCAGAGCCCAUUCACCUGCUACGCUCCCGGUCAUCGUGGAGCGACACCCGCACCUUCAAGUUACCGAGGGCGCAUGGGUGCAGAGCGAAGUGUCGCACGGGCACAAUGACCUCAGGUCCAACUGCGAUCACGCCCCCAACGGGCACCCUGAUGACCUCACGGCUCCUAACGGUCGAUCUCCGUGCUGCACGACGGGAUGGGGGCUCUACCCACCGCUCUCCGUCAAGCACUGGUCUUGUCUCGCUCCUGGGCCACCCGCCACCUUUUGUGCCAUCACUGCCCGAGACGGGCUACUUUGGCCUUGAUGACGGAUGA